This is a messenger RNA of Salvia miltiorrhiza (redroot sage), 1341 nucleotides long. RefSeq names its product GCN5-related N-acetyltransferase 4, chloroplastic-like. Gene Ontology annotation, biological process: N-terminal protein amino acid acetylation. The record is from RefSeq and is a predicted model, not a curated record. The transcript has 3 exons. Gene Ontology annotation, molecular function: N-acetyltransferase activity. NCBI's taxonomy places the organism in Eukaryota, Viridiplantae, Streptophyta, Magnoliopsida, Lamiales, Lamiaceae. Gene Ontology annotation, cellular component: chloroplast. The coding region runs from base 285 to 1142 and encodes 285 amino acids.
UAGAAUUGUGUCAGUUAGCUAACUAUGCUUUGUCUGUUUGUGCUUCUUGCUCUUUGUCUUUUAGAUUAGCUUAAACAAAACCAACCGCUUCAGCCAAGACUAUUCAGUAUUCACAAUCUCUCUCUCUCUCUUCAAUUAUUUAAUGAAGAAGCCCUCCUGACACCAAAAUAGUGAAGAGGAGGAAUCCCAAAAUCUGGGAUUUUCAGAGAAUCUAGGACAGAUUGCUUCUGUGUGUUUUCUCUUUCCACCAGGGGAGAGAGAGAGGUUACAAGAAUUGGUGAGAAAUGCAGACCGUUCCUUCUAUAACAAGAGUAGUGAAUGGCAGCAGCUUCAGUCUCAAUAUCUCUCUCAAAAUCAAGAAUCUCAAGCCCCACUCCUUUUCCACUCCUUCCAAGAUUUUGAAUUGUGAAAUUCCUAACUCUCCUUCACCCCCACAUGUGUCGGGGCUUUGCAGGGCAAGUCAAGUGGCUGAGCUAUUCCCGACAACGUCUCCUGAGAUUGUUGUUCGGGAGGCUAGGAUAGAGGACUGUUGGGAAGUGGCUGAGACGCACUGCAGUUGCUUCUUUCCCGAAUACUCUUUCCCUCUAGACUUUGUGUUGAGAUUCGACAGGCUUGUUGGCAUGCUGUUUGGGUUCUCGAUACCUAAGGGCUGCGAAAGAACCUGCCUGGUUGCCGUGAUUGGGAGGUCUGGUGAAGAUUCGUUUUUUAUAGGGAGCGAUGAGUUCAAAAUCGGAGGUCUUGAGGGGAAGAUUAGUCUGAACAAAGGGUACGUUGCUGGGAUUCUUACUGUUGAUACUGUAGCCGAUUUUUUACCAAGAAAAGGACCUCUUCGACAGAGAAGGAGAGGAGUUGCAUACAUAUCAAACGUUGCUGUGAGGGAGAAUUUCCGUAGAAAGGGGAUUGCAAAGCAGCUAAUAGCUAAAGCCGAGGCAAAGGCUAAAGCGUGGGGAUGCCGUGCCAUUGCUUUGCAUUGUGAUCUCAGCAACCCGGGAGCCACGAAGCUCUACACUAGCCAGGGUUUCAAGAUCAUCAAGAUCCCAGAGGGGGCCAACUGGCCUCAUCCAAGGCUUGCAGCCGAUGUGCAGUUCAACUUCAUGAUGAAGCUCCUCGACUCCAAAUUAAACCCUCCAAGUAAUAUUUAGGUAACAAAAAGAAAAUAUACGCGAUUUUUAUUGUGAACAAUUGCCAAAAUAAAAUAAAAUGGAGAGUAGGAUGGAGAUAAGAUGUAGAUAUUGGAUAAGUUUUGGUGGUGGAAUGUAGUGAUUGUGGCUGUUAGAUGUUGUACGUUGUGAAAUUUGUUUGUUAUAAGAUAUGUGAUGGUAAAAGGCAGCAGUCAGCAAA